Molecule: messenger RNA, 5031 nt
Organism: Salvelinus fontinalis (brook trout)
Lineage: Eukaryota; Metazoa; Chordata; Actinopteri; Salmoniformes; Salmonidae
Gene: nol9
Product: nucleolar protein 9
Exons: 13
Coding region: 163-2325 (720 amino acids)
Biological process (GO): cleavage in ITS2 between 5.8S rRNA and LSU-rRNA of tricistronic rRNA transcript (SSU-rRNA, 5.8S rRNA, LSU-rRNA)
Cellular component (GO): nucleus
Molecular function (GO): polynucleotide 5'-hydroxyl-kinase activity
Source: RefSeq, a predicted model, not a curated record
UAGCAAUGUGGCAACACGAUUUUUAUUCGUUCGCUAUAGAGGUUCUCCAAGCAUAUUUUUGAGAAGCUACGGGGGGGUACUGUUUGGUAUCCAACCUUCGUCUUGCCGAUCGUGGGUUCCCCACCUUACAUCUUACUUGCAAAGGGAAAGCCAUAAGAAACCAUGAAAGCGCACAAAUCUCUCCCUAAAACCAAGCAGACGUCCAAGAGGCAACAAUGUAAUGGCAAGUGGUUCAAGCCCAAAAGAAUUCCCAAAAACUCAGACUCUUCAAACCUCAGCCCAAGCACAGCCAUGGCCAAGCUCGAGCACCACGCAUCUAACCUUAGAAAGGACAAGCCUAACCUGAAGAGACUGAAGAAGGCGGCCAAGGCUGUGUCCUCCAGACAGGUCAAGACUCCGGCUGCCACGGAGAGGACCCCCACUCGUCACCUGACCAACGGGGGAGCAGGUGGACCAGAGCAGGGCAGUGACUCAGACGAGUCCCAGGACUGGAGCUCCUUUGCCAAGUCUGUUCUACAUCAAAAUGGUGGUGGAGAGAGUAUGGAGGGCCAGGAGAGUUGUGUCUCAGCCAAAGCUGCGCCUGGCAGGAUAGAGGAGGAGGCUUUUGUUCACUGUGCAGAGCGAGACUACAUCCAUAAUCGCACAGUGCUGGUCAUGCAACAGGGUCAGACCCUGUGUUUUAGAGGGAAGUGCCUUCUGUCAUGUCUGUACGGUCGGGUGGAGGUGCAUGGUUUCACACUUGAGGAGGGUCAGCAGUCCUACCCACUGUUUUCCCCUUCCUCACAUUGCCCCCUCACCGUCACAGCACUGGGGGAUUCCCCUAACCCCAGCAAGACCAAGAAAGCGGGCCGUCUAGAGGCCAAAGCCAUUGUCCGCAAGUACCUCUCUACAGAGUCACGUAAUAGGUUGUUGAGCGAAGUAGAUUCAGACUCCUGUGUGAUCCUGCUGGAGCCCCUGGACACCCCUCUGACGCGGUUCCUCACCAGUUUCCCAGACCUCAAAGAGCUGUUUGGACUCAGUUCGAGGGACUUCCGAGACAGUUCAGCUAUGCUGGACACUCCGCUCUCUGGCCUUGGCAUAACCCCACUGCGGAAAACAGCCGGAGGCAUGGUUAUGUCACAGACCUACAGGGAGGCUCUCAACGGCCUGGUUAACGCAUGUGCAGAGGAGCUAGAUGGCUGUCCAGUUAUUCUUGUAUGUGGUGCUAAGAAUGUUGGAAAGUCCACCUUCAACCGUCACCUCAUCAAUACCUUACUUAACCACACUGCAAGUGUAGAAUACCUGGAGUGUGACCUGGGCCAGACAGAGUUCACUCCUUCAGGUUGUCUCUCCCUGUCUACUGUCAGAGAGCCACUGCUGGGUCCCCCCUUUACACACCAGUGGGCCCCAGAGCACAUGAUCUUCUAUGGCCAGUCGUCCUGUGAAACAGACCUGGACCGCUAUCUUGAGUCCCUCAAGUCCCUGUGGCGCUUGUACAACCGAGAGACGCCCAUCGUCAUCAACACCAUGGGCUGGGUCAAAGGUUUUGGCUUUCAGUUGUUGGUGGACAUCAUUCGCCUCUUCUCCAUUUCUCACGUGGUGCAGCUCAGUAGUGGGGAUAAAGUCAUGUGCCCCCAACUCACCCCUGAGUUCCUGAGGUCAUCCCACGGCUGGCAGACACACCCUCCUGUCCAGUCAGCUUUGGGGGAGGACAACUCUGGAACUCAUCCUGCCCAGCGGAGUUACACUCUAUUCCGUAUUCACUCAGAGUUUGAAGGAGCAGGGCGCCCGGGCGAAAUGAGACACCAGCGCAGCAACGAGCAGCGUGACCUGGCUCUGCUGGGCUACUUCAGCCAGCUGCAGUCCCCUGAACCAGGCCCUGUCAGACCCCUACACUGCUUCACCCCCUACCAGGUUCCCCAUUCAGCAGUGGCUGUGGGUGUGACACACUGCGAGGUGGCACCAACUCAUGUGCUCUACACUGCCAAUGCCAGUCUGGUGGGGCUGUGCUGUCUGAAUGAGAAGGUAUCAGGCAGGGGAAGCCCCGUACUGCUCUCCCAAACCCCUGUCUGUCCCUGUGUGGGCUUUGGUGUCCUUCGAGGUGUGGACAUGGCACGGGGCCUGUACUUCCUUGUUACACCUGUAGCUCCCUCCAUCCUCCGUCAGGUCAACUGUCUUCUGCUGGGGGCUGUCACACUGCCCAACACCCUCCUCACAGGCCAGACAGGAAUUCUGGGAGAUCCUCCCUACGUCACAAUGGACUACAGCUUUGAGCUAACCGGGGCCGGCAAGCUUCACGCCUUCAAGGGGCUUGCAAGACCUGGCCAGAUGAAAAACGCAAAGUGAUUGUUUUUGUUUUUAUGGUUUCACAGCAAGAAAUCGGAAUCUUUUUUUUUUUUUUUUUUGCCUUGGUGUUUAAAGUCAAUAAACAAGGCCAGAGUUAAGGUCGUUGAAUGUACAGAAGAGAAGGUUCAGGAGACGGUGUACCGUAGAGUUGGGGUGAGUGACUCGAGGGGUACUCACACUCCAGAUCAGAGUGCUGAAGACGGCCCAGGCUGUGGAGGUCAACUCCCUCUUGUUGGUGUCAAUUGGGUUUACCUUGGUCUACAAUCAUGAGAUAAUUUUUUGGGGGGGGUUGCUGUAUUCAAUAGUUUAGGAUGUUUGAAUGUGUUUCUAUCACAAGGAUAAUAUCUAGACAUGCAGUUAAACCUCUGUCUGCAUCUGAAAUGGCACCGUAUUCCCUAGCGCACUGGUCAAAAGUAGUGCGCUAUAUAAGGAAGCCAUUUGGGACACAUACUGGGUUUAAUGUCUGUUUCUCGUGGGUCACAUUCCAAAGCCAAGAUUGUACACAUUAUCAAAUGUAAACAAAUUGAUAUACUUUUUGUUGUUGAAAAUGUGAGCUUUUCUUGUCACUGUCAGAACUUUCUAAAUCUUUCUAAAUCUUUGGUCUUUUUAAGUGGCCCAUCAUGACAUGUCCCUAGCAGAUGUGAUAUCAUGGUUAAAUGUUCAAAGUUCCAUGUCAUAAUAUACAGUACCAGUCAAAGGUUUGGACACACCUACUCAUUCAAGGGUUUAUCUUUGUUUACUAUUUUCUACAUUGUAAAAUAAUAGGGAAGACAAACUAUUAAAUUACACAUAUGGAAUCAUGUCGUAACAAAAAAGUGUUAAACAAAUGAAAAUAUAAGUAUCCACCCUUUGCCUUGAUGACAGCUUUGCGCAGUCUUGGCAUUCUCUCAACCAGCUUCGCCUGGAAUGCUUUUCCAACAGUUUUGAAGGAGUUCCAACAUAGGCUGAUCACUUGUUGGCUGCUUUUCCUUCACUCUUCAGUCCAACUCAUUCCAAACCAUCUCGAUUGGGUUGAGGUCGGGUGAUUGUGGAGGCCAGGUCAUCUGAUGCAACACUCUAUCACUCCUUCUUGGUCAAAUAACUCUUACACAACCUGGAGGUGUGUUGGGUCAUUGUUCUGUUGAAAAACAAAUGAUAGUCCCACUGAGAGCAAACCAGAUGGGAUGGCGUAUCACUGCGGUAGCCAUGCUGGUUAAGUGUGCCUUGAAUUCUAAAUAAAUCACUGUCAGUGUCACCAGCAAAGCACCACCACGCCAUGCUUCACGAUGGGAACCACACAUGCAGAGAUCAACCGUUGACCUAUUCUGCGUCUCACAAAGACACGGCAGCUGGAACCAAAAAUCUCAAAUUUAGACCAAAGGACAGAUUUCCACCGGUCUAAUGUCCAUUGUUUGUGUUUCUUGGCCCAAGCAAGUCUCUUCUUAUUGGUGUUCUUUAGUAGUGGUUUCUUUGCAGCAAUUUGACCAUGAAUAGUGGAUGUUGAGAUGUCUGUUACUUGAACUCUGUAAAGCAUUUAUUUGGCUGCAAUCUGAGGUGCAGUUAUUUGCUGAUUUCUGAAGCUGGUAACCCUAAUGAACUUAUCCUCUGCAGCAGAGGUAACUGGGUCUUCCUUUCCUGUGGUGGUCCUCAUGAGAGCCAGUUUCAUCAUAGCGCUUGAUGGUUUUUGCGACUGCACUUAAAGAAACGUUCAAAGUUCUUGAAAUUUUGCGAAUUGACUGACCUCCAUGUCUAAUUAAUGAUGGACUGUCGUUUCUCUUUGCUUUGAGCUGUUCUUGUAAUAAUAUGGACUUGGUAUUUUACCAUGUCGGGCUAUCUUCUGUAUACCAUCCCUAACUUGCCACAACACAACUGAUUGUCUCAAAUGCAAUAACUUUUAAGGCACACCUGUUAAUUGAAAUGCAUUCCAGGUGACUACCUCAUGAAGCUGGUUGAGAGAAUGCCAAGAUUGUGACAAAGCUGACAUCAAGGCAAAGGGUGGCUACUUUGAAGAAUCUCAAGUAAAACACUUUUUCAGUUACUACAUGAUUCCAUAUGUGUUAUUUCAUCGUUUUGAUGUCUUCCCUAUUUUUCCACAAUGUGGAAUGUACAUUGUCUUGAAAAGAGGUUGUACAUUUUGGCCAUUUUACAGAUUAAGAUUCACUCUACAAGUGAUAUUAAUGAAAAGCCUGGAUGGAGUAGGACAUGAAAGUGCUUGCAGGGGUCUUCUCUGACAAUGAAAACCAUUAAAACAAAAGAUAACAUGUCACUUGCUCAACAAUCCGUCUAUAGAGCUAUUGGAUAACACCUGUCAAAAAUAUUCCAGAGCAACAAAAAAAGGAGAAACCUGUACACACAUUGUAGUUCACUACGAAUUGUUACAGUUUUCUGUCCAUGUUUUAUCAAAUGUUUUUUUUUUACCAUAGUAGUGGUUGUAGAUGCGUCAAGUAACGUAUUUGUUACAUUUUUGAGAGUACUGGAUUACUGAACAUUGAUUUACCUAUUUAUUCAUCUAACCUUGGGACAAAAUAUGAACUAUGGCAUUGAUGGUGCGAUAAAGGACAGAGUGGAAAUGAGAACUACAGGCAAGAACUGUUACCGGUCCGUUAUUCAUUUUUUCCCAUUUUGAUUCUCUCUUUCUCUUUUAUCCCUCCUGUUCCAUCAGGAGUUUUGUUUGACAGAAGUUGGUAAUAGUAGGCCUAAAUAAAACUUCCUUUAAGUUCUUUGUUA